Gigantopelta aegis is the source of this 7825-nucleotide messenger RNA. RefSeq names its product SPRY domain-containing protein 3-like. Gene Ontology annotation, molecular function: protein binding. Bases 143 to 1399 code for a protein of 418 amino acids. NCBI's taxonomy places the organism in Eukaryota, Metazoa, Mollusca, Gastropoda, Neomphalida, Peltospiridae. The record is from RefSeq and is a predicted model, not a curated record. The transcript is spliced from 11 exons.
ACAUUGUUGCAAUGCCAAUGGCAUAUGUAAAUAAUUUUAAUGACGCCACAUCACGUUGUAGAACUUGGAUCAUCGGCUUGUUAAAAGUUAUAUUGAGAUUAAAGUUUCUGUUAUGAGCCAUAUUUGACAACACUGAUGAGAUAUGGAGGCAUUUCUCAGAAAUCAGAUUCUCAACGUGUGUCGUGUGCGCCAUAAUCAGCGUUUUAGAGAGGUCAACUUGAGAGCCCUGCCCAAACAUCCACGCUUUGAAAGACUUAAUGUUGAUGGUGAUAUUAUCAGCUUUAUCCCGAAUGAUGCCAACAAGGUUGGUUUAUACAUGUCUGCUGUGCCAAUCACUGCACAGGACAAUUACUUUGAAGUGGAGAUAAUUGAUACUGGCAUGUUGGGCUGUAUUGGGAUAGGACUUGUACCUUUCCGAUAUAGUUUGGAGGCUCAGCCUGGCUGGAACGCCGGAUCUGUGGGUUAUCAUGCUGAUGAAGGCAAAUUGUUUAAAGCCUGUGGGUUCGGCAAGAUAUUUGGUCCAAAGUGUCAUGCAGGUGAUCGGCUUGGAUGUGGGAUCAAACCCAGUGGGGCUGAAGCGGAAUUAGGUGGAGCCGCCCACACUGCUACGGUCUUCUUCACUCGAAACGGAAGAGAGAUUGGCAGUGUGAAUGUUUCUGUUCCCCCCGGAGGUCUGUACCCAGCGGUAGGGAUGCACUCGGAGGGGGAGGAGGUCCGUCUCAUCCUGGACGCGGAGUGGACGUCCGAGGAGCUCACACAGAUGGCCGUUGACAGCGAGGACGACUGGAACAGACUGCACGAUGUCAAAGUCAAUGGUUCUCUGUUGGAGUAUGCUGGACGUGGGAAGAGUAUUCACGAUGUCGGAUUGGCACAGGCAAAGAUAGCACUGGAUACAACCUGUCACUACUUUGAGUUGGAAAUUAUUGAUCCUGGGGAGAACUGCUACAUUGCUAUUGGAUUAGCAAGAAGGAACUAUCCAAAACAACGGCACCCUGGAUGGAACAAGGGUUCUAUAGCAUAUCAUGCAGAUGAUGGAAAAAUAUUUGUUGGUUCAGGAGUGGGUGAAAAGUUUGGUCCUAAAUGCCAUACAGGUGAUAUCAUGGGAUGUGGAAUUCUUUUCCCAUCGGACUAUGACAGCGAGGCCGACAGUGACUUGUCGCCUGACGAACCGGAAGAUAUUUUUCAGGAAGAUGCUUGGGAAAGUUCAGACGAGGAAGAUGAGGAGCCGUGGCCUCGUGAGGAAGAAAAAGGCACUAAAGUUCAGAUAUUUUUUACAAGAAAUGGUAAGAUACUUGGCAAGCGGAGCAUCUGUAUUCCUAAGGGAGGAUUGUAUCCCACAAUCGGCAUGAUGAGCAGUUACGAGAAAGUUCGGGUUGACCUUCGACCUUUAACGGGAUAACUUCGCGGAGAGACGUUGAUCGUGUUGUGCAAGACAUCGAUACCUCUUUAGAGGAUAUUGGCCGGUUUUAAGUCUGACCUUAUUCUAUACUGUGGCAAAAAAACCUGUGUCUGCUUCCAUUUUACCAUCAGUGUACACCUCAAACCCAGCAUGAUUGCUUUUAGUGCCAACUGUUUUGAAGUAGGUUGUGUUUCUUGGUACUUAUUGCUUUCUCUGAAGAAUGGGAAAGGAAAGUGAUAUGUGUUUGAUGAUCCCUCAGCACAUAUGGUGUCCAGCACAUGGCUGUUCCACCAUUUGGUCUUCAAAAAGGAAGUGUAAUGCCACUUAAUGAGUACCCCUGCUGACGAUUUAUACAGGUUUACAAAAUAUCCUAUCAUACAUGGACCUGGCCUUCAUUCCAUGAAACAAUCUAGCAUUACUAUUGUUAUAAAGACCUGCAAUCAUGACUGUAAUAUUUUUCUACUAUCGCCAGCCUAUUCCACAACGCAGCAUAGUUUCCAAUCGUAAAUUCUGGUAGAAAUUUACAACAUGUCUGAAGCAAUUGUAAGCCACUAAUAUAGAUGUCAAAUAACAGUUUGAUGAAUUAUUUAAUGAUCUAUGAAUAAACUUGUUUGUGAUAAAAAUUUAUCUAAUUUAUAUAAUAUACUCCGUAUUCAAUAAAAAAAUGUUUUAUGAUAAGAAUAUAUUGGAGGUAACUCAUGUAUUAUGCUUUCGUCAAUUAUUGCUUCGGAAAUAAAUUGGUGAAGUUACAUGUGGCUUUUCCGUACCAAUGAAGACACCUGAAAUGUUCUGAAUAAUCUGUAACUAAUGUAUUUUUAAAAAAUGUCCAUUUGUUAGAGAGACUUGUACAACUACCGUAAGAUUGCUUGUGCCAGCUGUAAAACACACCAUACGUUACUACAAUCUGCCUUAGCUACGAUUCUUUCUUGGAAUGGGGUCCUGAACAUGGACAAAAUAAUAUGUAUAUGAAUGCUGUUAUUUUUUGUGCAAAAAUGUUGAUAAUGCAUGUAUGAAAUCGAAUACAUAUUAUAUAGUAGAGGGAGGGAAAUACAGUUUAUUCCCAUACCAAUCAUCUAGAGAACUAAACUAUAAUAACUGGAUUUUAUUUGAAUUUUAACUGUUAGUAGACCCACCCGGCACAAAAGCUUCUCUUAAAAAUCAAUAUUAUUACAUGCAUGCACGCACACAUACAUAUACCACACACACUCGCACAGAGAGAAAAUAAAAAGACACACCACUACCACCCCAAUAUAAUCUUUUUUGAAACAACUCUUUAUUUUUUGGUUAUUUAUUUUUGAAAGUUUUCCUGUGUUUUGACAUGUUUUACAUGAAAGGUUGUAUCCAUGUUUGUAUUCAGACUACCUUUCUUAACGUGUUGUACAGUUUGUGCUUUGUUUGCACUGUGUAUGUGAAAAAUGUUUGUUAUGAAUUUUACCACCAGUCAAAAACAAAAAAAAGUGAGAUUGAAUAUCAUACUAAUAUCCCAUGUGAAAUUUGACAAGAAUCAACCCACAUAACUAUUUACCUGAUUUGCACCGAUAUUCUUUAAUUUAUACUGUGUAAAAUUACGGCAAUAUGUAUUGUUUAGACUGUGAAGAGUCGUAUUAAAACAUGAAUCCUCACAGUAAUCACCUUCACUGGCUAACAGUGUGUAGAUAGUGAUGUUACAUCUUUUAAAUUCUUCUUAUAUGAGCUACAUUUGAGUGAUUUGUACAAGCUAAGAAGAACAAAAAUCUACUAGUUACAAGUUACGGGCCAGUAUCAAAUUUACCAUACUUCAAAAAAAAAAACUGAUAAUAAAAAACUUGGGUGGUGAUAGGUAAUGAAAAUGACUUUACAAACUUCAAUAAAGCAUUUCAGAUUGGAUGUACAUGAGACUUGCUCACAGCUUGUUUGGCUGCCAGGUAGAAAGUGUAAUGGCAAAUGCAUAAAUAAUCCAAGAUUGUUGGACUUUUUAACAUUUAAAAUUUUUUUUUUUUUACUAAGCAGGGCACCUGCCUUGAAACUGCAUGGUUCACGUGAAACUCCUUUUUUAUGUUAACACUUUUUAUGUUUCAUUAGGGUUGGGAGGGUAUACAUUAUUUUGCAAUCUGGCUUCGGAUAACCGUGCCACCAAAAUGUAAACUGAGCAUUCUAGACCUUGGUCGAGCUCUGUCAUGUCUGAAUGAUAGCAUAUUCAUGAGAUAAGUAGCGUGAUGUCUGCAAGUGAGCCAUUCCGUCAUCCAUACUACUGGCAGAAUGAAUGGCCUACUCCUCUCAAACGCAGUGCCGUAUGGCCCGUAACUUCUUGUGACUAGUACAUUUGUAAUUCCAGAUUUUAGUGCCACUGAAAAACUGUUUUUAUACUUGUUCUCUAGUCAAAAGCUCAGCUGUGUAUUCGAAAAUCUGCAUUCGCGAACGUUCAGACCCCUCUAACUACUAGUAAACUUCUCUAAUUGUCAUGUAUAUUUAUUACAAAAUAAUUUUGUUUUGAUAUAUUAUAUGUUUAUGAUGUUUAUGAUAAAACAAUAUGAAAUGAAACAGUUGUUUUUAUUACCGUGUUUGCAUAUGAACAGAAUGAAUGUACGUAAAUAUGUUAUUUGAAUGUUUAACGCCUACCGCACAUGAGAGUUACUAGCAGAGCAAAACGUUACUUGACACUUUUUGCACAGCUGAUAAGUCUCACAUGCAGGAGAUUUACUGUUUUUUGCCUCGCAUGGUCAUGAGGAAAAUGUCUAUUGUAUUUGAUAUUUUUGGCCUGUUGUAGCAAAAAUCCAACUGUGUGUUGGCAACAUGAACUAUCACCUGAGCUAAAUUCCCCUACUGACCAGUGAAAACAGGAAAAUAACGUUAGAGUGAUGUCAUGUGACAGUCAAUAAGGAAAGUAGCUCUGCCUUUAGAAAAAGUCUGUGUACCACCUGUAAAUCCAAAGCUAGGCCCCUGUAAAAUAUUGUUUUCAUUGCAUUAUCCAGGACAAUGUCUUUCGAAUUUUAAAAAAUGAUUGUUAACAUUUGUAUACAACUGUUACUCCCGGUAUUUUGUGUUUAUUCAUCUUAAUAGACGAGCAAUAUUAACAUCAUUUUUUAAAUUGUUUGUUCAGAACCUUUCAUUAACGUUGGCAGUCCCAAGUACUGGUGUAUAUCAUUUCUCCAAACCUAGACUGCCAAAUGUGACCCUUGUUAGUUCUUGUAAUCUCAAUAACAACCCCAGUUCUAUAUUAAGUGGACAUGACACUAAUGGAUUUUGAUCUGAAAUGUUUUACAUAGCACUAUUUCCAGAACUAACACUACAUGAUGCAUACCGAUAGCAAUAAAAAUCAGCUUCACAUUUCAGCGUUUUACAGAACAGCUAGUAUGGGAUUAACAUGCUGAAUAUAUAGACGGUAGGACAUACAACUAUCAAGGUUAUUUAUUAAUAAAUAAUUUUGACUUGACACGAGCAAGCUUUAGCGAGUGACUAAUACCAAAAAUCAUUUUAUGAGGACAUACAUUUGAUAAUAUCUGGUACAAAAUUUAUUACCCAAUUGAUCACCCCAGCUAUUUUUGAUACUUUUCUUUUAAAAAAUGUCCUGGCGAUCACAUAUUGGUAUACCUAAGGCAUGACAAACUUGUUACGUGUUUCUGAAAUUCCAGACAUUAAUGCCACAGGACAAAUCAGAUGGCCCUUGUUCUUUGUAGAAAAGACCAUAUUACAAAAUCCUACUUUUCAAGAAUGCUAAAUUUUCAGAUUUGUUUUUGUCCAAUGGCAUUUUCAUGUGAUACUUCCACACAUAAAAUAAAUCACUGAAAAGAAUAACUUGAAAAAAAGUACUGUAGAAAAGUCCCAAAUUGGGGAAAAAGGAAACGACAUGUUUAUUAAUUCUAUUACAGUGCAUUUCGGUAGAAAUCAAGCUGCCUUCCUCAGGAAUAGUUUAUUGUAAUGGAAUUACAGACUAGUUGUAAAAAUAACAUAUAUAACUAACUGCCUGGUCCCUGAAUGCUUUAGCAUUUAUACAACUAUUGAAAAAUUAUUGCAGAUAACUGUACCAGUUAGUAUAUUAAUACAGUACUGGUAUAUUAAUACAUGUACAUAUAUGUCCAUCUGUGAUAAAAGUAGUGAUUGUGUAAUGUGUGAGGAUAUAAGUUUUCAGUACUUAAUUAUCCAGUCAUGUUGGCCAGCAAUUAUUAAUUAAUGUUAUGACUAUAGUUUUAACCCACAAUAUAAGGCUUUAUGGGUAAUCCAUAGUGUAUAAUUUUUUUAAUUAUUUAUAGCUUUUGAGAUGAGUUGUGUUGUGUUAGAGACAGCUGGGUGAAGGCAAUAGGAUGCCCCCACACCCACCCACCCACCCCUCCCAAAAAGGGAAAAACUAAAUUUAAAUAAAUUAUCUGGAUGGUGGGCUAGAUCAUGGAUGAAAAGUCUUGAACAGAACACAAGUUGUAUGAUCAUAAAAAUUAUUUAAACAAUGGGUUGCCAAUUAAUGGUAUGCAAUUAAUAUUAUUUUUAAAAGUGUUAUCAAGAAAUGACUUUGCUUAUGCUGUUAAGAGGUUGUAGCUUUAUCUUCUUUUUUUUUACUGCUGUAUAACAUGUUAAGUUGUAAUUACGUACACAUUUCCACUGAUCUUUGAUAAUAUGUACUUAUGCUUAAGACAAUAUACAAUGUUUUUUUAGCAGGAAACAAAAAAUUAUUUACUGUAAGAGAGAAUUGUUAUGAAAUGGGAGUAAAAUUAUUAUUGGAAUUUAAAAUUUAUGUUUAAUAACAUAUUGUUUUCCCUAGCUUCUAUUCUAGUGCCAUCUUGCCUUAAUAAGCGCCCUGAGAUUAAACGAGCCUUUUUCAAUAAUUAAUUCUAAAAUUGCCUUUAUAAAACACUAAACAAAAAUAUAUGAUUAAUUAAUAAAAUGUUCCUGUUCUUUAUUUUGCAGUUCAUCUAUUAAAGCAAGCACAUUAAUUACAUUUAUUUUCAUUUCAAUUAAUUUUUCUUUUGUCGUUAAUGAAAAAAAACCAGGACCUGGAAAUAGUGAAAAUGCGUCAAAAGUGUCUAGUCUACCAUGCCUUGCCAAAUGUCUAGGGAAAACGCUAGAUACAUAUACAUGCAUGUCAUUAUUGAGCUUUUGGGAUAAAAACAAAGUGACCAUAUAAUUGAUAUAAUGUAGAUGUACAUGUAUAUGGCUUAUUGAUGGGGAGGUGGUGUUUUGUCUGCCUAAAAAUGUCUUCAUUUAAAAAACAAACAGUACAUAAUUGUAUAUUGCAGACCACUUCCAACCUUUUUUAAUAUGUAAAAUCAGUUUAAAUUAAAGUAAUAGAAAGAUGCCUAAAUUUUGUUGUUUAUCUUAUUUUACAUUUAAUGUACCCCAAAUGCCGUAAUAAGACGUAAAAAGCCUUGAUCAUGGAUCAUGUUCUUAGUUGCAUUACCAGUGUUACAUAACUGAUAAUAAUGCAUGUAGCAAUCCUUGAAGUGAUUUGUUGUAAAUGUGUCUUCCUGGACCCCUCCAUUUAUCGUUUAUGUGGGAAGUGGUACCAGUGUUGAAAGAAUGAAAUGUGGUUUGUCUUUCAAUGUCUCAAAAUGGCAAGAUAAACAAGUUUAUAUAGGUCUGAAUUUACACAGCCUGUUUUUGACUUACACAAGUGUAACUUCAUGUAUUUUCAAUGCUUAAUCACCUGUGUUUAAGAAAACCAGGCUUUGUAAAUGCGGCCCAUAUUAUUUUGGAGUGGGGGUGUUUGUGUUAACACUUUACUUGGGGGAAAAACCUACCUUGAUAUUGGAUGUCAACAUACCAAGAGUAGUUGAGCUAAUUAAAUGUUAAAGAUUAAAAGGGGGUGGGGGGGGGGGGGGGGUCAGGGCUAAUGAAUAACUUUUGCUAUAACAACUCUAUAUGUUUUGUUAUUCCAACAGGGUUUUUUUUUUUAAUGUAGGCAGGAUGUGAUUGAUACCUAUUUUAAAAUAAAAGCUGAAAUGAUGUUUAAAAAGCUGAAAACUUUAUACUGUAUCUAAAUAAAUUCAUUUUUCACAACUUCACAUCAAAUCCAGUCUACAUUGUAAAAAAUAAUUUUACCAAAAAAGAAGCUGAAAUCAGAUGAAACAUCACAUCCCUCAUGUAGAUAUUAAAAGAAAACCCACCCCAUAAUAUUCAUCAUAAAUAUUGUGCAUGUAAAAUUACAAAAUCAUUCAUUUCUACCAGUGAUUUUCUUUUAUAUUAUAUAUCAAUGUUAAAUCAUGAUUUUGUUGUUGAUAUUUGACUGCAAUGUCCAAUGAAUUUGCUUGUAUUUCUGUUGAAGUUAACUUACUGCUUUCACAUUCUGCUUGUGUUGACAUUUCUAAAUUUGUUUUUAUUAUCUUUUGUGAAAGUUGCACUUUAUUUGCUAUUUAUAUGUACACCGGUUGUCUGCUGGGUGCAGACAUUGUUUGUUUGUGCAAAAUAAAUGCUCUAUGAUAUUUCUGUCGUGGGAAAUAAAUUUCUUUUGAACUUAAA